Messenger RNA from Ostrinia furnacalis (Asian corn borer), 1773 nucleotides. It is a transcript of the gene rl, whose product is annotated as Mitogen-activated protein kinase rl. Lineage: Eukaryota; Metazoa; Arthropoda; Insecta; Lepidoptera; Crambidae. Gene Ontology annotation, biological process: protein phosphorylation. The coding region runs from base 292 to 1386 and encodes 364 amino acids. The transcript is spliced from 8 exons. The record is from RefSeq and is a predicted model, not a curated record. Gene Ontology annotation, molecular function: ATP binding; MAP kinase activity.
UUGCUGGCUCAUUUUUGUAACGGUACUGCGUCUGUACGGGAGUGUCCAACUGUUGGGCAAGCGAUCGGGCAAACAGAAUGAUAAGCGAGUGACAAGUGGACUAUUUGUUCCAAGUGGAUAAUGUAGGUCGGUUAUAGGUAGUUUGUUUUGUUAAUUGCUAGAAAUCUGAGGAUAAUUAUCAGCUCUUGACGCUGUCAUCUAGUGUACCGUGUGAGAUUUUGUGCUGGAGUGAACGCUCUGUGGUGAAGUUACAGUAAACAGUUCGUUGGUGGUUAUCUGGAGUGUGUCGCGAUGGCAGAAGCAGCAGCCGCCGCUGGCACUAACCCCAACGCGGAAAUAGUGCGUGGCCAGGUGUUCGAAGUGGGCCCCAGAUACACAAACCUCCAGUAUAUUGGGGAAGGAGCGUACGGGAUGGUUGUGUCGGCCUUCGACAACGUGAAGAAGACGAAAGUCGCCAUUAAGAAAAUAUCGCCAUUCGAACACCAGACAUACUGUCAAAGGACGCUACGAGAAAUCAAAAUUUUGACCCGGUUUAAGCAUGAAAAUAUUAUUGAUAUACGGGAUAUUUUAAGAGCAGAAACUAUUGAUCAAAUGAAAGACGUCUACAUCGUACAGUGCUUAAUGGAAACGGACCUCUACAAAUUGUUAAAAACACAGAAAUUAAGCAACGAUCACAUCUGUUACUUCCUAUACCAAAUUCUGCGAGGGCUCAAGUACAUUCACUCGGCGAACGUUCUGCACAGAGAUCUUAAGCCCUCCAACCUAUUACUGAACACCACCUGUGAUUUGAAGAUUUGCGACUUCGGUCUGGCGAGAGUAGCGGACCCCGACCACGACCACACCGGCUUCCUCACGGAGUACGUCGCCACUCGCUGGUACAGAGCCCCGGAGAUUAUGCUCAACUCCAAGGGCUACACCAAGUCGAUAGACAUCUGGUCUGUGGGCUGUAUCCUGGCGGAGAUGCUGUCGAACAGACCCAUCUUCCCGGGCAAGCACUACCUGGACCAGUUGAACCACAUCCUCGGAGUUCUGGGAUCGCCCAGCCGCGAGGACCUGGACUGCAUCAUCAACGAGAAGGCCCGCGGCUACCUGGAGUCGCUGCCGUUCAAGCCGCGCGUGCCUUGGGCGGAGCUGUUCCCCGGGGCAGACGCGCGGGCGCUUGACCUGCUGCAUCGCAUGCUGACCUUCAACCCGCACAAGCGCAUCACCGUGGAGGAGGCGCUCGCGCAUCCCUACCUCGAGCAGUACUACGACCCCAACGACGAGCCAGUGGCGGAGGAGCCCUUCAGGUUCGCGAUGGAGCUGGACGACCUGCCCAAGGAGACGCUCAAGAAGUACAUCUUCGAGGAGACGCUACUGUACAAGCAAACAAACGAAGGCGCGUAAGCGGCGACACAGCGCAAGGACCAAGGUCAGGCGUAGUCUGCAUGCAAACUCCACGUUUUGUUUUCUUCUGUUCAAUGGUUGACAGACGGUAACAACGUUCCUGAGAUAUUGCAUUGAUGACAUCACUUUUUGGGUUUUAUCUUGCUUAUCAAAUACGCCGUGAGUAAUUCAACAGUAUUCCGCUAAGCAUACGAUUCAAAUAACAAGCUAUCUGAAGGAAAUAUAAAGAGGAAAACCGUAGUGUUUGCAUGCAGAUAAGCUGGGCCGCACGGAGUGGACUGUCAUGGCGGCGUCACGUCGCAUGUGGUCGGUUAACCAAAGCGUAUAGUUAACCAUGAUGUUGUAUUUUCUCUAAGUAUUCGACGUUUUGGACUUGUCAGUUUAAUA